Molecule: messenger RNA, 1609 nt
Organism: Gasterosteus aculeatus aculeatus (three-spined stickleback)
Lineage: Eukaryota; Metazoa; Chordata; Actinopteri; Perciformes; Gasterosteidae
Gene: atg12
Product: ATG12 autophagy related 12 homolog (S. cerevisiae)
Biological process (GO): glycophagy; autophagosome assembly; piecemeal microautophagy of the nucleus
Cellular component (GO): phagophore assembly site membrane; autophagosome membrane; Atg12-Atg5-Atg16 complex
Molecular function (GO): Atg8-family ligase activity
Source: RefSeq, a predicted model, not a curated record
AGCUCGCUUGCUCGAGUGGGUGGGAACCGUGUAGUAACCCAAAGUUGUCACAUGAAAAUGUCGGACAAUGUGGAGUCCCCAACAGAAACGCAUAAAGAGGAGCCGCAUACGCCGUCAGACGACUCAACGACAAGUGAUGAUAAGAAAAAAAUCGAUGUGCUGCUGAAGGCAGUGGGAGACGCUCCUAUAAUGAAAACAAAGAAGUGGGCCGUGGAGAGGGGGAGAACGGUGCAGUCGCUGUCUCAGUUCAUCUCUCGCUUCCUCAAGCUCGAUACCAGUGAACAAUUGUUCAUUUAUGUUAACCAGUCCUUUGCCCCUUCCCCGGACCAAGACGUAGGGGUCCUCUUUGAUUGUUUUGGCAGCGAUGGAAAGCUCAUCCUACAUUACUGUAAAUCCCAAGCCUGGGGUUAAACGGCUCGGAUCACCUUCCCCUUUCUCAAAUUCAUCUUCCAGACAUGCACACAAUGCUGUUUUUCCCUGUUUUUUCUUUCAGUUCUUCUGUAAAUACGUAGUGUAAAUAAAUGAUUGUAAAUUCAAAACAGCCUUUUCAACUACUUUUUUGAAGGAAUCACAUUUGGCACCCAAAAAUACACAUGUAACCGGUGCUGAUGAGGGAGAAAAAAGGAAAGCUAAAUCAUGUGGAUCCAUUGGUUCACAAACCUGUACACACUUAAAGUGUAGUAAUAACCAGUGAAAGGCACAUAGAGCUCAGACUGAUGUUGAAGGUUUUUGGGAAAAGGCAGGGACAGCCCAGGGCACUACAGUAACAGAUGGACUUAGAGGGAAGAGGGAUUAUAUGAUUCAGAAUGGGUUUGUGACAUAAAUUCCCAAGAAAGAGCGGAGAGCGGAGACCGACGCUCAGUCGCUCCAUCAGUCUUGCAUCUCCGUCCAACUAUUGGCCAGGAGGAUUAAAGGGAGGAGCACAGCUGGAGAUGUAAGGGCCACUCCUGGAGGAGGAAUACUGGUGGCAGAUGCACAAGGGGAAGAUGAAGAAGUUCGGGGGCAUGCAGAACAGGUUCAAGAUGGAGUAAAUAAUAUCCAGCUCUUGAGGAGGUUUUUAAGGGCUUUGGAACAAGGCGGAUAGCAACCUCAUGUUUGAGUGCUACAAGGGACAACAAAAAUAUCUUUGGUAGGUAUUUGUCACUGAUUCUUUAAAGGAUUACUGCAGCCAAUGAUUCAGUUUACCAGUUUUUAUCCAAAAUGUCUCUAAUUUAAUGUAUUUCUUUGUUAUUUAUACGGUUAAUGGAGUAGCAUUGGGUGAGGCAUUGAUGUACAGAUAAAACGAGUAAUACUGUGACUUAAAACUGUAUAUUGUGUUUUAUUAACAUAUUUUUGUCAAACUCGAGUAUAUUUCAUUUAGUUAAAAGGCUCAAAUGAGGCAAAUGGUGUGUGUCUGAAAUUUGUUGUUGUUACUGUUGACAGUAACAACAAAGUUUUCUUUUUGUCACAAGGUUUUGGCUAAAUCUAGCUGUUCCUGCUGUCAAUCCAUAGUCACCCUGUAUAUCUUCAGUAUGUUACCACUGAAGAGUAAUGUAAAAUGAGAAGAAAUUGUCACAAUGAUAAUAUUGUAAUAAAGUGCUAAAUAAAAAUAAAUAUGUACAGAAACAUA